CCAACAAAGGCAGCUUGAAUCGUAUGACGUAAUAUCCGACAAGGCAGAGAAUCUCUGCAAAACGUCGCCGUUUUGCGUCAUCAUCGUCUUCUUCCACCGCAUAGCAGGUUCUAGAGAGAAGCCAGAGAGAGAAAAUGUCGAAGAAGAAGGCUUUCACCGGAUCCACCAUGUCCCUCAAAGCCUUCCACGGCGGCUCCAUUCCCUCCGAUCUUCCCCUUCCUUCUGCUCCUGGCGCAAUUGCAAGGUCUGGCUCUGAGCGUCAGAUUUCAGGAGCUUGGGGAAACAAUUCGGGAAGAUCAGAGAACCGUUCACGACCUGGAUCAUCGGAUGCAGUGAGGAAAUUUGAUGAGAAGGGUUCUUUUUUCUCUCAACCGGCACACAUAGGUAGAAAUUUCGAUGAGGAUGAGCGCAAGCCAUUAGAUGGUGCAUCAGGUCCACGCAGGACUUUCAGCGAUGAAGGCAUUCGGUUGGGUCCUCCAAGUCCGCUAGAUUGGAAGCCAGACCCUUUGCCCACUGGGAGGGUGUCUGAAAGACAGGUAUUGCAUUCCGUGUUGCAAUCUCCAAGUUUAGCUCCAAGCUCUUCCCCGGUAAGAAUAGGAGGAGCAACUUCUGUUGGCAUUAAUUCACAAAUAUCAACUGGUGAUGAUGGCCAAAAUGUUACCAAUUCUCAGCCUAAUGCUUGGGCGGUGAGAAAAGAGGUUAUGGGCGUCACUGAGCCUGUGCCUUCUUCUAAAUUUGCUAAAGCUAGUGCUCUUGAGAAAGUUGCUUCGGGAAUGUGGCAGUCAAAAAAUCCCAUUGAGCUUCUUCCACAUUUACUCUAUUCAAAGGAUAAUGACAUAUCAGGUGGUGUGGGUUUGGUUAAUGAAAGGGGUAGUUAUGAUGAUGCAUGGGAAACUCAUGCAGAAAGGAGUUGGAUUGCUGAAGAUAGAAUUGGGAGUACAGCAAAGAUAUCACCAAGUUAUGAGAGGGGAAGGCCUAAGGUGGAUACAGAAGAGAUCCUGACUGAAGCUAAUUUUGGUGAGUCUCAAAUUCAAGCAGCAGUGGCCACAGAAGUAUCAGGACCACCUAAGUUAAAGCUACUUCCAAGAUCUAAACCAAUGGAGACUUUGGAAAAGGAUCAUAAGCAGGGUUAUCAACAACCCAUGGAGUCUGGAAAAGUUGUAACUGUGAACAGAGUACAUGGAAACACAGAUCCUCCAAAACCAGGAUUUUCAGGUUCUGUUGAUGGGAAUCGACCAGUUGAGCGUCCCAAACUUAACUUGAUGCCCCGCUCCCUGCCUCUUGAAAAUUCAGAAGAAAGUCUUGAAAGAGAAAGGAAAACAGUGUUUGGUGGCGCUCGUCCAAGGGAACUGGUACAUGUUCUGAAGGAGCGAGGCAUUGAUGAUCUUGCAACUUGUAAUGUCAACCUCAGACAUACACCGAAUAGGGCCAACGACUCGCCCAAGGUUGAAGCAUCAUGGGACCAUUCUGUUCCAGCUGCUCGACAUAGCAAAGGAACCAGUACUCACACUUCUGAAAGGAGGCUUGGGCGGGAUUUGGAUAGGAAGGACCAGUGGAUGGAGACUGCAAAACCAGAUAUUCAGAGGAAGAGUUGGUGGAACGAGAACUGGAGGAACAACAGCAGGGAAGCUGAGAGGCAGCCACAGCAGCGAGAUCAUAGAUCCAAACCAGCAACUCGGCACAAUCCUAUUCAGCAACCUAACCACCCUGAGCCGAAUGGUUCAGUGACCCAUCGCGGGAAAGUGUCUUCUGCACUAGAGCUGGCCCAAGCAUACUCAAGAUCUGCCUCGACUCCCAACACAGAUGACCAAUUUUCCAGCCAAACGGCCUCGCCGGGGCGGAACCAAGUGCCGUUUUCUAGGCUGACGGAUAACUCCAGGCAUCAUAUCAAGAUCAACGGUUACUGAAGAAGCUGAGUUUGGAUGAAUAUGGGUGUUUCCCCUUAUCAAAAACAGCCAUUACUCAUUUACACAGCUGCUUACCUAGGAAUAAGACUAGUGUUUGCGGCUCUUUACUGUAUAGUCUGAUGCCGUCAUUGUGGUUGCCUGAUACUUCCAUGUUUGAACAUACUACAAACAACUUGCUCUCAAGUCUCAACAUUCCAACAUCAAUCAAACCUGAUUUUAUUUUCUUUGUU
Vitis vinifera (wine grape) is the source of this 2137-nucleotide messenger RNA. RefSeq lists its product as uncharacterized. The coding region runs from base 135 to 1907 and encodes 590 amino acids. Gene Ontology annotation, molecular function: translation initiation factor activity; mRNA binding. The record is from RefSeq and is a predicted model, not a curated record. Lineage: Eukaryota; Viridiplantae; Streptophyta; Magnoliopsida; Vitales; Vitaceae. The transcript is spliced from 6 exons.